Molecule: messenger RNA, 1794 nt
Organism: Chilo suppressalis (striped riceborer)
Lineage: Eukaryota; Metazoa; Arthropoda; Insecta; Lepidoptera; Crambidae
Source: the annotation of a GenBank genome assembly
UUGUUGUCAAAAGUUGGAUAAAGUUACGGUGUUUGUAGUCUCGUUUUCUCUGGGAUGAUGGUGAAUAAAUAAUGAAAUGAUUAAAACAUCCGGUGAAACAUGAAGACUACUGUUCAAGAUAAAUGAAUUAUGCAUGUGCAUUAUGAUUUACAAGUGGUCGGAAUAGGGGACGUGUUUGUUCCACAGGACUGAUUAAUAAAGUAAAAUUACACUAAAUUUGAUAAUAAUAAGACGGCCUCCAGUUUCCUGUCGGACGUAUACAGAAGCUCCUGCAUAAAAGCAACUACGCGAACCGUGUCGAUGCCGGCGCCCCCUUUUAAGAUGAAUUUUACAUAUUCAAAAGUUAUGGUUAGAAUGCUGUCUUUUGCUCAGACUAUUCCUCGUGUUGGAAUUGUAGGAGCUGGUACAGCAGGCUUUUAUGCAGCCAUGCAUUUAUCUAAAAAUGUCACCAACAUUCAAAUAGAUAUAUUUGAAAAGCUUCCUGUGCCUUUUGGAUUGGUAAGGUACGGGGUAGCUCCAGAUCACCCAGAAGUAAAAAAUGUUAUCAACCAGUUCACGAAAGUAGCCCAACAUCCCAAUGUUAACUUCUACGGAAAUGUAACUUUAGGCAAAGAUGUAACUUUAUGUCAACUACGACAAAACUAUGAUGCUGUAUUACUGUGUUAUGGAGCAGAUGAAGAUAAAACACUUGGUAUUGAAAAUGAAGAUGCAACAAAUAUAGUAGCUGCUAGGAAUUUUGUUGGAUGGUAUAAUGGUUCUCCCAGCGACAAAAAUUUAAAGAUUGAUUUAUCAGGUAGUACAGCAGCAAUUUUAGGUCAGGGAAAUGUAGCUUUAGAUGUUGCAAGGAUACUUUUAACCCCUGUUGACGAAUUAAGAAAAACAGAUAUAACAGAAUAUGCACUUGCAACUUUAGCUGAGUCGAAAUUGACUGAAAUUUAUUUAAUCGGGAGAAGAGGACCGUUACAGGUAGCAUUCACGAUAAAGGAACUAAGAGAACAACUAAAACUAAAAAAUUGUAAAACAAUUUGGAGAGAACAAGAUUUCAAAGGAGUUUCGGAAAUGGUUGGAUACUUGGAGAGACCAAGAAAGAGACUCACAGAAUUAAUGUUAAAAUCUUUACAAGACAACCCAGUAGAUUUUUCUCAGUGUCAGAGAUUAAAAUAUUUCAAGCCAAUAUUUUUCAGAAGUCCCACAAAAUUUAUAACUGGUAUAGAUAAAAAGUUAUCUGCUAUUAAAUUGGAUUGUACCAAGCUUAUAGGAGAUAAAUUGGAAGAACAGAGACCAGUUCCCAUUGGUGAAUCGGAAGUUAUAGAUUGUAGUUUAGCGUUUAGGAGUAUAGGAUAUAAGAGUGUGCCAGUAGAUAAAAACCUCGUGUUUACAAAGUAUGGUACAGUAGCAAAUAACAAGGGCUGCAUUAUUGAUAAUAAUGUUUCAUCCGACCUAGGUAGAUUAUAUGUCGCCGGUUGGCUUGGAACAGGACCAGUUGGUGUUAUCUUACAUACAAUGGGAAAUGCGUUCCAAGUAGCUAAAGUUAUCAGUGAAGAUUUAAAACUUAGCACUUUAUCAAAGUCGAAAGGUGGUUUUGAAGAAGUACGUAAAAUAAUUGCUAAAAAGAAUAAUUUCAUAGUUGGCUGGGCUGGUUGGGAAAAAAUUGACAAAUAUGAAAUUGAACAAGGCAAAUUAAAAGGAAAACCAAGAGAAAAGAUUUGCAGUAUCGACAAAAUGUUAGAAGUUGCUUUAAUGUAAAUAUACCUAUAUAUAAUAACAUACAUAUUAUACUUAUUUUGUAACCUA